UAUCCAUACUUUUAAUCAGCUAGUCUAUCUACAAUAGAUUGGAUUUAACAAUUUACCUGUUGCGAAUAGUAUCGACAUUUAAAUUUUGGAUAUAUUCAAUUAUCGGAAAAGGAAGAAAAUGAAUACUUUACUUUUCUUGGUGACUUUGUUCGUUGCUGCCUCUGCAUUGGCACAGAAAAGAACGACCCAUGAGAUUCAGAUGAAUUCUGACGUUAAUCCUGAGCUUUACAGAAAAGUGAUCAAACUCGAAGCUCAUAUCGAUGAGUUCAUGGACAUCAUUUGCCCUCAAUACCCGGAAGGGAAAGCGGAAGAUGAGAUGGAACUCUUCUACCUUUACCAGGUCACCGAUAAGAAGGCGUACGAUGUUUGUGCCAUAGAAGCAAAAAAGAACCCAAUACUAUCAUGUGAUUCUCCGGUUUGUCCGACGAAACUCACAAUUAAGUUUCAGAAAAUCAGUCCGUACCCGAUAGGAUUCACUUUUCAAGAAGGAAAGACGUAUUAUUACAUUGGAGUUCCAAAGGGUUACGACCACAAAAAGAAGCAUCACAACCACCCUUGCAACAACUUGAUAAGACUCGAAGUUAAAGUGACAAAAAAGAAAACUAAUUUGAUUAUCCCAGACCUUAAAACUGUAUUCAAGGAGUCGACUACUCUGAGGACAACGACUACAGUCAAGACUACUACUUUAUCUAGAGUUUUAACGACAAGGAAAUCAGUUGCUCGUACGCCAAGUAGUGGCCGACAAUCAGACGGAGGUGGCAACGCUGCAUUACGUAUUCAUUACGUAACACUGAUGACAUCAUUACUAGCACUUCUAACGCUUUACAUCAAUAUGUGACUCUGAUAGAAAAACUUUUGGGACAUGGAGAGCCCUAGAAAAGAUCUGGCGGAGAUAUACGCCUUGAUGAUGAUAGCCACGACAAUCACGCGAAAUCAUUACAGAUUGGAGUGACAGAACCACAAUGAGCAUGCACGCUGCUAAAGCAAUACAAACAUUCCCGGAUGCUGGAAUUGCAUAUACUUUGGUGUACUCACGGUCUCUUUAUAAUUAAGGGAUUGCUAUAAGUUCUCAUCACCUGAUUUGCUGCUUGCCUAAAGACUUGGAAUUGGCGUUCUCUCUAAAGGCAAAUUUACAAAUGAGGACGGCCAGAUGCUCCUCAUCUUUUCAUUUUGAGAGGGUGUUUCCAAAUUGAGGCCAUGGUGUAAUUGUUUUUUGAUAAAUCUGAAAAAUAACAUUUUAACCCUAUGAACCGGCAAAUUCUGAUAAUAUAUUUUUGAUUUUUUUUUUAUGUACAAUAAGCAGGCUAAUAAUACCUUGAUAUAGUAAAUAGCAUUAUGAAUUUUAAGAAUAUCUCAACAAACAUAUUUUUGCCCAAAAUAUCCCGUCAUGUUGAAUACCCCUCACAAAGCGGAAAAAGUCGUUCAAAUGGCGAACAACCAGCUUUAAUAUGACAAAAAUGCUUUAUGUAUAUUUUGACCUAAAAGACUUUGAUAUUUUACUCAAAAAUUUGAAAUUUGUUUCGAAACCAAGGUGUUAUUUUUGUUAUAGACGUCAUAUCAUGAUGACGUAUAUUCAGCAUCACAAAAAUUUAUAUAUAUAUGUUGUAACAAUUUGGCGAUUUGGUUUACAUCAAAAUUUGAAAAUUUUCUCAAUUUUUAUAUCUUUGAAUAAAUGACUUUGUUUUACUUAAACUAUAGUUUAUGAGCGUCGUGCACCUUCAGACAAAAUUCGACAUUUCGUUACCGACUUACUGGCCUACAAUUUCAGCCAAGGUGAACCAAUCAAUUCUAGCCUAAUUUUAUUUUCGUUCAUUUUUUAUUUGCUUCAAAACCAGUAUACAGUUGUUGAAAAAGUUCCAUUGUAACUUUACAUGUUAAUAUAUCAAAUUUGGCAUAUUCCAUUCACUGAAACGUGUCACAUAUUUGCCCACUGAUUUGUAAUAAGCUACUAUGGUUGGAACCAUUGAAACGUUUCUGUAUGGCUCGGGUAGAUAGGGGAAAUAUUUUUGAAUAUUACAUUUUAGAAAAUGAUUGCUUUUGCUUCAUCCUUGGUCCGUAGGCGAUGGAACACAAUCAAAUCAACUAGAAUAAUUCAAACCAAGUAUGUGGCUAUGUGGAGUUACUGUAAAAAACGAGUAACCUUUUAUGAUUUUUUUCAACUUCAAUCACUGUGUUUGAUCGCUAAUUUUUUUUAUCAUUUUAUCGUUUUAUUGAAACUUUUUUACAUAUGUUUUUUUCCAUUUUAUUUUAUUAAUUGCGCAAAAGUAGAACAUAUGGCACUUAUUUAGGUUAAUGGUUUUAUAGCACUACGUUAAGAGACAAGUACGAUUUCCGAACCGGUUGGGUAGUCUUUCGACUAGACUGAAUAAUAGAAGCCCCUACUCCAAACCCAAAACUUAUUUUCCGAAACUCGCUUUGGUUUAAAUCAAGCAAUCCAAAAUCUAAAUCUCCCUAACGGCGGAAUUUAUAGGAAUAAUGUGAAAAGGCUGAAUUUUUGAUCAUUUGCUGCUGCUUAUCUAAAUCAGAAAACUGGUCAGCUUGAAUUGGCUCCCUAUUUUGCUAGGAAUAUUACUUUUGUAAGUUUUUUAUUUGAGUGCAAACCUAAAUUAAAAACCAGAUCAGAUUGAAAACUGCAGUUAUUGCACAGAUCACAUUGAAAUAAAAAAAAGAGCAUAGAAAGAAAGAAAAAAAA
Molecule: messenger RNA, 2692 nt
Organism: Styela clava
Lineage: Eukaryota; Metazoa; Chordata; Ascidiacea; Stolidobranchia; Styelidae
Product: ephrin-A1-like
Biological process (GO): axon guidance; ephrin receptor signaling pathway
Cellular component (GO): plasma membrane
Molecular function (GO): ephrin receptor binding
Source: RefSeq, a predicted model, not a curated record